AUGUCAAAAGUGUCGAUAGGGCGGCGGUCAGAGAAAAAUGGUGUUCUAUUUUUCAAGAUCGCUUUUGAAAGGCUUGAUUUUGUCUACACUUUAAUCCUAAACUUCAUGGUUUCGUUUGUUAAUGCGCGGCCUACCGCUGAUGGUCGUGUGAGGAUCAAUGUAGGUGGAAAAAUUUUUGAAGCGCAUAUCUCCGAUCUUAGAAGAUCUCACAGUGCUGUGCUAUCUCACAUAAUUGAUGAUUCGAAAAAUCAGAGGGAGCUAUUUUUAGACAGAAAUCCAGCUCUUUUUGAGAAAAUAUUAGAUUACCUAAGAGACGAUAAGAAUUUUAUUCCUCCUACGGACGAUGAUGUUCGGGAACUGCUUGCUAAAGAGGCCGAGUACUAUGACGUGAAUGGCCUCCUCAAGAUGUGCUCAUCUGAUUUUAAAGAGGGAGAUAAGGUGCAGUGGACGGAGAGUGUUAUCGAAUCAUACUCGGAUUUUUUGAUGAAGUACUGGCUCCCAAAGCACGCUGAUCCCUCUCCUUAUCCUACUCGUGGCCAGCGGGACUUAAACAAAUGCGAAAAAUGCCAUUAUGACUUUGUACAACGUUAUACGGGCGGCGAACUUCAAAGUAAUGAACUCGAUCUCAGAGAUUACGUAAGAUUGUUGCACCUAGAACAUCUAUUAGUGGAGAAAGGAGAAAUUGUUUCUGCCGGUGAAACAUUCUGCAAAGUGAAAUGGCCCGACAAAAGCACCAAUGUUCCGAAAGCUGUAUUGCGACAUGCACACUAA
Molecule: messenger RNA, 771 nt
Organism: Cylicostephanus goldi
Lineage: Eukaryota; Metazoa; Nematoda; Chromadorea; Rhabditida; Strongylidae
Source: the annotation of a GenBank genome assembly